Pseudocercospora fijiensis CIRAD86 is the source of this 1905-nucleotide messenger RNA. RefSeq lists its product as uncharacterized. The record is from RefSeq and is a predicted model, not a curated record. Gene Ontology annotation, molecular function: DNA-binding transcription factor activity, RNA polymerase II-specific; zinc ion binding. NCBI's taxonomy places the organism in Eukaryota, Fungi, Ascomycota, Dothideomycetes, Mycosphaerellales, Mycosphaerellaceae. The annotation marks the transcript as partial. The transcript is spliced from 6 exons. Gene Ontology annotation, biological process: regulation of DNA-templated transcription.
AUGGAGGGCAGUUCAGACGGAGAGCCAGCGCUGAAACGCAUGCGGAAAGGCACCAAGAGCUGCGUGGAAUGCCGACAGCGCAAGAUCCGCUGCAUCUGGCAGGCAGCAACAGACGCUGCUUGUCAAGGCUGCCAGCAACGAGCCCGGGCCUGUGUGCCACAGCUGUAUGCCCGUCGCUCGGUCGACCCCAAUCGCGUCUCUUCCCGGGAUCGCAUCUCGCGACUGGAAGCUCAAAUCGCACACAUGGCCGCGUCGGUCCAGCACAAACCUCAACAUGCCACAUCGAUUUCGCUUUCGGUUUCGCCCGAGCAACGCGGCCCGGGAGAGCGAGACUCACCUGCCUCUCCCAUCCCUGACGUAGACUCGGAGCCUGAUACCGUGAAUGGUCCAACAACGGCUGCGCCCGCUCAUCUCAAGUUUCUGUUCGACAAUCCCUUGAUCGGGCCGGAUCAGCGACUCGCGGAGGGAUCGCACGAAAGACCGCCGUGCUCGAAGCGAUAUGCCGAUCAGAGCAGAGCGAAGCUCCAGCAUUACCUACCCACCACACAUGACGUCGCCGAGACAUCUAGUUAUGCGCCUUCGUGGAUGUCGCUUUAUUACCAACUAUUCCCCACAACGAGCACCCAGGGCAGUCGGGAUCAGCUUGUCACGAAGCAUGAGACAAUGUUUAGCACAGAUGUUGACCCGGUGGUCUUGGCGCAAUACUUAUUGUCGUUCGCCAUCACCGCUCGUCAGGUCCCAGAACACUCCAUAGUGCUUUCGUUUGAGCAGAGAGGCUGGACAGAUAUCGCGAGCUACGUGCAAGACUUGAUGCAAGCUGUUGAACACACCGUCAUAACACACACCGGCCUCGCCUCAACGAUCGAAGGCAUCUCUACGACGGUGCUCUACCUCAGGCUGCAGCUUGGUUUUGGCGCGGUGAAAACACUGUGGCUCACACUUCGACGAACCAUCGCGAUAGCAGAGCUUAUUGGGCUGCCCAGAGCGUGGUAUCAUCGGCCUAUGCCCCAUGCCCAUUCAACCCUCAUUGAUGGGGUUACGGAUAAGAUCGCACUUUGGGAGAGCAUAUGCGCAACCGAUAGACUUGCUUCGAUGAUGUUCAAUCUGCCUCCUGCCACUGCAACCCACCGUUUCCCUCGGAAGCAGAUUGUAGAUUCUUCGGGUACAGUCCUUGCUCAGCCUUACAUGUUCGAACUUGCUGGCAUUGCUAUGAGAGUCCAAGAACUCGACGAGGCUUAUACCAUCGGGACAUCUCAAGAAGAGAUCUGUGAAAAGAUUUUGAACAUGGAUAAGGAUCUCCGCUCACUCAAGAGCUCUACGCCGAUAUCCUGGUGGAAAGAGGAAUUCACCUUCCUUUCGGCAGACGCACUGGUUCAGUUCUGGCAUUUUUAUCUCACGGCACGAAUUCACCUGCAUCCAGCGAUGAGCAACGAUGACCACGACCAGUACUCAUACAGUCGUAUCAGCUGCGUCGAAGCCUGUCACGCCUUGUCACGACGAUACGCAAACAUCCGAACAGCCCUACCUGCUGGAUUCUUCGUUUGCCGCAUCGUCGACAUGCAGAUCUUCACAGCGGGAACAUUCCUCCUACUAUCUUCUUACGGCCGACUACAGGUCCAACACAACGACAGGCACGUGUUCCAGCCUCCCCAAGACCGAGAGCGUGAAGACCGGCUUCAAAGUCUCGAGCGCAUGGUGCAGACCAUGGAGUUCGUCCAGGACCAUGUGGGCUCGGAAUUUGCGCGCGAGGCUGCAGCUGCAAUCAGAGCGCUGUGGUCUCACUUCAAAACCGAUACUUCGACUAAUUCUCAAGGAAUCACCCUUACUAUUCCAUUGCUGGGCAAGAUCCACAUUGGCCGUAAAGAUAAACCCAACCCGCAAGAACGUACUGCACAAGCUCAAUCA